AUGUGCCGGAAACCGGAAACUGUCGUAAAUGCACACACAUGUGUAGAACGCGGAAGUGUAACUUUGUUGCAAAAGAGACUCCUGCAGAACAAGUUUGUCAAGUAGUCGUGUCAUCCAUAACAGGUUAGAAUGAACGUAUGAGAACACCAUCCUUCAACAUGACGGUAAACAGUAGAUCACUGAUGUGGGGGUCCUGCUGGAGGUACUUAGUCAUCAUCGUCUCCUUGUUUGUCGCGCCACAACGUUGCGAUGUUGUCGCCGCGGACAGCCCAAUUCUGCAAAAAUGCCACAUGAAGCCGUUCGGCUGCCACAAACCGCCAUCCGGGAUGGUCCAAGUCGUCCACACCGUGCCCGACCCGGAGACGUUUUAUCGCGACUACAUCAGAACGGGCACCCCCCUACUCAUGAGGGGGGGCGCAGCUCACUGGCCGUCCGUUCAAAACUGGCCCGGAAACCCAGAGUCCUUCGUGGAGGAAUACGGAGACGAAGUGAUGAAGGUGGACUUCCGGAAGGUCUGGAAGAGCGACUUUGCCUUCAAGAAGAGGAUGAAGGUCAGAGAUUUCUUGAAGAUUUACCGUGAGGAACCGGUGUAUCUGGACUCUCCCAUGGGCAUCUCAAGUCGGUUCUACAAAGACAUGGAGUUACCAAAAUGUCUGGCCUGUCCUGAGCAGGCUGCUUUGCUGACAGGUAUAAACAUGCUGUACAGUUCAGGGAACACCAGUUACGUGAUCCACCAUGACGGAGUAGACAACAUCCUGACGUUGGUGUCCGGGAAGAAAACCGUCCUGGUCAUCGACCCCAAGUUCUCCAACCAUCUGUAUAUGAACGACUUCACCGUGCUGCCAGGUUUAGCACCGCUGGACCCAGAAGAGAUUGACCUGGUCAGGUUCCCACUUGUCGCUGAGGUGGACUAUACCAUUGCUGAGCUGGAAGCAGGGGACAUGUUAUUUGUUCCACAAUUUUGGUAUCACCAGGUACGGUCAGAGGGAGACCCCAACAUUGCCUUCAGCAUUUGGUUUCAACAAUUUAGCGAAUGUAAUGAUAGAGUUGAGGAAGAGGUCGACCCCGAUCUGAUGAUUGCCGAGAGCACGGAGGUAUUCUUACGGUGUGUGAAGGAGGAACCAGAAGAGAUCCACUGUUCACAAGGUCUUCCUGAGACAUUGAGUGAGAUAAUAAAGUCAUUGCCUCAAGAAAUACAGGAAAACUGGAUUAAUGGCUACCAAACAGGUGAAAUGAAGGAAGUUGAACCAAUUGCGGACAAGAAGAUGCCUAGCGGAUAUACUAUUCCUGUACUCGGUUUAGGCACAGCACAGAUGUACCAGAAGACAUACGAUGCUGUGUUAUUCGCACUUAAGUCUGGCUACAGGAUGAUCGACACAGCGCAGUCCUACCGUUACUCCGAGGAAUCUAUCGGCCGAGCCAUCAAGGAUUCGGGCGUCCCCCGGGAAGACAUCUUCAUCAUCACCAAACUGGCUCCAAAGUUCUUCGGCUUCAGUUCGACCAAGAAGUCCGUCGACGUGUCUCUUGACAAACUCGGCACCGAGUACAUCGACCUUUUUCUGAUCCACUCGCCAGACUGUAUGGAGGAGGCUGAUGAAGAUGGUGAUGACGAUUCCUUCGAAUGCCCCAAGGAUAAUCCGACGGCGUCUUGGGAAGAGAGCUGGAAGGCCAUGGAAGAGCUCCACAGAGAGGGGAAGAUACGGAGCCUUGGAGUCAGCAACUUCUACCCCAAACAUCUGAACAAGCUGAUGUCCAUGGCGGAGGUGCCUGUCUCGCUGGUACAGAACUGGUUCGACCCGUUCUACCGCGACGAGGCAACGAGGGAUUUCUGUCGUCAGCGUGGCAUCGUCUACCAGGGGUACAGUACGCUGGGAACGCGGUGGGCGGAAAUGAUUGACGACCCUUCCAUGGUCAACCCCGUUCUUUCGCAUUACGUGUUCCAUAGAAUUGCAGUGCCGUUGGAUUUUUCAAUACCCAAUAUUGUUCUACGCUGGGCCAUACAGAAGGACGUGGUGGUGAUCCCCAAGGCUGUGAAUGAAAAACACAUCAUGAACAACUUGAAUAUUCUGGAGAUGGACCUGAGCGACCACCUCAUGGAUUGGAUCGAUGAAGACGCCGUUCCCGUGGAGAUUGACGAAGACGGGGAGCCAAUCUUAGACGAUGCUACGGUGAACAGACUCAUGGGAAAUGUAGAGCAACAACCUGAAGUUCAUAUCCCAGAUUUCAGGAUGCCAAGUGGACACACAAUUCCAGUCUUUGGCCUCGGAACAGCUGGGAUGAUGGAUAAGACAUAUGAUCUGGUGCUGUUUGCACUGAAAGCUGGAUAUAGAAUGAUUGACACAGCACAGUCGUACUAUCGCUAUCACUCAGAAGAAGAGGUUGGUCGGGCCGUUAAGGACUCGGGCAUCCCACGAGAAGACAUCUUCCUCGUCACUAAGGUCUCCCCAAGGUUUUUUGGCCACGACCUGACGCUCGACUCGGUCCAGGAGUCCCUUGAGAAACUUGGUAUGGACUACAUCGACCUACUCUUGAUCCACGAUCAAGACUGCAGCGAUCCCCACUUUAAGUGUGCCCCGGAUGAACCCAAAGCAUCAUGGGAAGAGACCUGGAAGGCCAUGGAGGAGCUCCACAACGAGGGCAAAGUUCGCAGCCUCGGAGUCAGCAACUUCUACCCCAAACACUUGGAGAAGCUGCUGGCAACGGCGGAGGUACCCGUGUCCGUCGUACAGAACUGGUUUGACCCUUUCUAUCGCGACGAGGCCACGAGAGAGUUCUGCGAAAAGCACGGCAUGGUGUACCAGGGAUACAGCACACUGGGUGGCAUGUGGACGGACUGGAUGUUUAGGAAGAAGAUCGUGGAACGGGCGAAGAACCCUGUCUUGACAAGUCCCAUUUUGGCGAAACUUUCCAAAAUCUUGGACAUCCCUGUGGCCAACAUUGUCCUGCGAUGGGCCAUGCAAAAGGGUGUCGUCAUCAUCCCAAAGUCGGUUAAAGAGAAGCAUCUUCUGAGCAACCUUAAGGUGCUCCAAAUGGAACUGAACGAGCUCAGUGUCCGUGUCAUAGACGAAAAGAUCAAACCGGCCAAGAUUGACGAGGAUGGAGUACCUUCAAUAUAUACAGAUGACGAAGAGUGGAACAGGAUCGUAGGAAGUGCUGAUGACGACCAACAAGAAGAUGUCCAAGUGCAAAAGGACAAUGAAGAUCAGAAGAGGACAAAGUUAUUCGAGCCGGUGAAUUUGGAAGAUGAGACAAUUUUCAUUGGUUCUGAUGAUGGCAAGAUGUAUGCCUUGGAUGGGGAGACAGGAAAAGUCAAGUGGACAUUUACUACAGAGGAAGAUCUCGGGUCGUCUCCUGCCUUCAGCCCUGAUCAGUCUGUGGUGUACUUUGGAACGGAGGACGGUCAUGUCAAUGCCUUACGUGUGAAAGAUGGUCACGUUGUAUGGAGAUACAAAACAGGUUUGUGA
Branchiostoma floridae (Florida lancelet) is the source of this 3464-nucleotide messenger RNA. RefSeq lists its product as uncharacterized. Gene Ontology annotation, molecular function: protein binding; oxidoreductase activity. The transcript is spliced from 11 exons. The coding region runs from base 138 to 3464 and encodes 1108 amino acids. The record is from RefSeq and is a predicted model, not a curated record. Lineage: Eukaryota; Metazoa; Chordata; Leptocardii; Amphioxiformes; Branchiostomatidae.